Hymenoscyphus albidus is the source of this 2078-nucleotide messenger RNA. The record is from the annotation of a GenBank genome assembly. Lineage: Eukaryota; Fungi; Ascomycota; Leotiomycetes; Helotiales; Helotiaceae.
AUGUCUGCCUUUGCCUAUUUCAAGUGCUCCCUGUGUGGCUACAGCCCCAACGUAAUGAAGUGGACAAGUUCAUUCCAUGCUAGUAUAAUAUUUUCAGUCUCUGUUUAAUUCUUUUACUAAAAACCAUCUAGUACUAGGCCGAGCAGGCGGGGAUAUCAUACUUACCGAGGAAAAAUUCAUCUCCAGAUAUGGCGCAAGCUUUCUCUAUGAGACCUUUAUCUCUCGACCCACUGGCGAGAUCCGAGUCCGACUAGAGCGAGGUAGAAUCAAAACCCCAUCUGUUACAGCCUAUCUUAUUCAUACUCUUUGCUUGAAGACGCUGCAAGAUAUGCUCAAGGAGAAGAUAUCGCUAGAGAGCCUAUUCUUGCUUAGUCGAGCGUUGGAGCGGGAGUAUGAGAAAGACGAUGUAUUGGAGAUACCAGUGUCUGAGGGUAUUAAACCUCUUGGAAGAUUUUGGACCCCUGCUUAUCAUAUGCAUAGCUUGUUUCGAUCCUCCCGAAUUAAUCUCUACGCUACUGUCUUUUGACUCAGCUGAUUUCGCCAUCGCCAAAAGUCCGACGAAAAUAGAUACUCUGCCACUGGAGAUAAAAUUGCUCAUCAUUUCUCACCUAGAUUCGAGGUCACUCAUGAGUUAUUUACAUUCUAGCCAUGAUGCUCUCCUGUCAGCCGAAAGCGUUCCCUCUUACCAACUCCUUUAUUCCUAUGUCAAAGCAAUAAAAAUACAAGAUAUGGUCGUCUCUGCCUAUCACAAUUUCCAGGAGGAAGAUUACCCUGCGUUUGAGUCUUUGCUAUUAUGGUUGGAGAACAUGGUUUCUCAAUCACGCUACCUCGAAGCUAAGCUGCCAGUAAGCCUACCGAACCAUUCAUUAGCAGCGCCUUUUGCGCUUGGGCACCGGAAGCUUGAAGUAGAUAUUUCUGCUGCCACGUCAGGACUUAGGGUAUACUUGAUAUCGAUACAAGGAAAAAAUUAUAUUUCCGGUAUCGAAGGUAUACCUCCUAGCUGUGGCCUGAUUGGAGCUUGUUCUAGCGUCUCUCGAAACAUCGAUUUCCACACCGAGAAUAUCAACAAAGUCGGGUUUCUUGUUGACUCAUUAGGCCUCCGAAGUCUUCGUAUCGGCGACGGCACAUGGUCCUCGGGAACUCCCCACCAACUCGACUGCUUUGAAGGCUUUAGUGUUACUGGUGAUUCUAAGAAGUUAAUUGUCUUAGCAGAUGUAAGUUCUUAUAGUGUAACGUCUUAUAUUAUUUUGAACUAACCAAGCUAGGCUUUGAAAUUUCGACGCAUUAGCUGGGAACACAGCGUACCUGGCCUAGCUCCAUCUCUCUCUGAGACUAUUGUCAUGAAGCCCCAGCAUAUCGGGAUAGUCUUGCCAGAGAAUUAUAUAUGCCGGAGCAAAAGUGAUAAUGCUUGGUCGAUCGAUAACUUCGGGGUCGUAACAACUGAGUCGGUCAUGUUCAACGAUGAUAUAUAUGGAGUGUCUAUGUAUUAUCGUAACGUGUUUGGUAUGAGUGGUAUUUGCGUACACUCAGAUACACUGCAGUCGGCUGGGAGGACAGAUGGCACAGAAAUGUUCUUCCCCAUAUGUAGAGGGAAGGAAAGAAUAAGUUCCAUUAUCGUUCGGUCGGAUAACAUCAGUCUUGCUCUUCAAGUACGUUUGACAUCCACUUUAACCCUUUUAAAACUAAACUUUUUAGGUAUGUACUACUCUUGGGCGACAUCAUCUUUUCGGUCAAGCCGAGACGCCAAACAAGUUAUAUGUAUACAAGACACUAGCACCAUCGACUAAUCAAUCUCUCUAUGGUUGCUGUCUUCAGUUUGGUCAUUUUGGGUUAGAGUCGGUGGGUAUAAUAUGCUGCUCUUCCGAAUCUCUAGAACACCGCACCCCUCGGCAAAUAUGCGCUAGUGGGUUGUGUGAGGAAUAAAAGUCGAAUUGACUCAAUUCGAGUUUGUAAUUAUGGACAGACGGGAAGCAUUUGCCGCACCUCACGUAUGGCGAUCGGCAGACUUUCUAAAAUCAUUCUCCGUACCAAAUCUAAAUUUCUAGAGUUUAUACUCUUUAGUGCCCAAUACGAUAUCA